Messenger RNA from Prunus mume (Japanese apricot), 866 nucleotides. Its product is annotated as zinc finger protein ZAT12-like. The record is from RefSeq and is a predicted model, not a curated record. NCBI's taxonomy places the organism in Eukaryota, Viridiplantae, Streptophyta, Magnoliopsida, Rosales, Rosaceae.
CCCAAAACCCCAAAUGUUCCAUUCCUUUGUUCGUUUUUAACAUUCCAUCCCAAAUACAUCAAGUCUUUAAUUAGCACUUAAUUAAUCUCUUGUGUUCUUGCUUGCACAUGACCAUGAAGAGGAGCAUCACAGAAAUGAGAGAGCUUGACCCCAGCCUAACCAUGGCCAACUGCUUGAUGCUACUCUCCCGUGGCAGCCACGACCACCACCAUUACGACACCUUCUCCGCCUCCCCCACCCGGGUUUUCGAGUGCAAGACGUGCAACCGCCAGUUCCCUUCCUUCCAGGCCCUCGGAGGCCACAGGGCCAGCCACAAGAAGCCGAGACUAAUGGGAUCAGGAGAUGGAAAUAGUAGCAACGGCUCAGAUCAGAGCCAGUCACAAGGAUCACCACCAAAACCUAAAACCCACGAGUGCAACAUAUGCGGGCUGGAAUUCGCUAUAGGGCAGGCCUUGGGGGGUCACAUGAGGAGGCACAGAUCAGCCUUGAGCAAUAAUAACAAUAAUAAUAAUACUAGUCAGUAUUCUGAUUCUAACUCUCUGAGCCUGAGCCCUCAGCCUGCGCCAAUGUUUCAAGUUUUGAAGAAGACGAAUAGCGGUAGGAGGGUUAUGUGUUUGGAUCUCAACUUGACGCCAUUAGAGAAUGACUUGAAGAUUCUUCAGAUAGGGAAAGCAGCUCCACUUGUUGGGUUUUCCUAAAUAUAUCUCUAGGUUUUUGAUCCAUUUUUAUUUCUUGUAAUUAAUCACAUAGGGGUUGCUGAUGAGCUUAUUACCGAUUCUUCUUUUUGGUUACAAGGUGUAUCCAGUAUUCUUUGUUCAUUAUAUAAUUUAUACACCAUAUAUGAUUAUAUAGUUUCUUUGUUUAAA